AUGGCAAACGAACAAGAAAAGCGAGACGUUGCCAAACAGCCACGGUGCGUGCAGAGGAAACCUGGAUUGGAACGACUGGGCAGCCAAGACGAUGAUGCCUCCAUGCCUGUGCCCGCCAAACAUGGGCACAUCAGAUCGAGCACUUGGAUAGAUACUCAAAGUGAGCCUGCUACAUCACCCAAUAGCCCUAGCGCGCCGCUGCUAUUGCAAAGCAUGCAUUCGCACAGCGCCAAACAACUAGGCGAAGAGCGAAAGAAACAGAUGCUCGAAGAACAGAGAGUACUAUGGGAGUCUACGCUUCCUAAAUCUCUCUUAGAUCAUAUUGGGGGUUUCGCUACCGGACGCCAUUUCGACUAUGUGCAUCCUACAGGCAUGCGCCGAAGCAGCUGA
Messenger RNA from Bipolaris victoriae FI3, 390 nucleotides. RefSeq lists its product as hypothetical. Bases 1 to 390 code for a protein of 129 amino acids. The transcript has a single exon. The record is from RefSeq and is a predicted model, not a curated record. NCBI's taxonomy places the organism in Eukaryota, Fungi, Ascomycota, Dothideomycetes, Pleosporales, Pleosporaceae.